This is a messenger RNA of Phaeodactylum tricornutum CCAP 1055/1, 3960 nucleotides long. RefSeq lists its product with no specific name. The record is from RefSeq and is a predicted model, not a curated record. Bases 1 to 3603 code for a protein of 1200 amino acids. The transcript has a single exon. Gene Ontology annotation, cellular component: cytoplasm. Gene Ontology annotation, molecular function: phosphatidylinositol-3,4-bisphosphate 4-phosphatase activity. NCBI's taxonomy places the organism in Eukaryota, Bacillariophyta, Bacillariophyceae, Surirellales, Neidiaceae.
AUGGCGAGCUCGUCGUUACCGACGACGAAGGUCGUUUCGGGUCACAGUGGAUUUCACGCGUACUCUCCCAUUAGCACAUUAGAGCGCCAGUACGCGGGCUCCCCACGCGUCUUUUUAUUUGUCAAAAUCAAUGCCAACUGCUGUUUUCCGGGAGGUGUCGAGGCCAUCCUCAAGGUCAAGAACAACGCUCUCUCCACUCUCUCGACGCAACGAGAUGGAUCCUACGAAGAAAACUCCCGAGAAAGAACAGGCAGUGACUAUAGUGAUCCCAAUGCGAACUGGGACCCUUUUUCGUUCCUGAGCGAUCAUUCGGAAGACGCUUCUGCGAACGGCUCCGCCCUUGCCGAUGGCAGCACAGCAGCUAAUAAAAAAGGUCCCAACCUCGGAAGAUUCCUGAAAAAAGUGGCGAAAUCUACCACGCAAUCACUUGAACGAGGAUUUCACAAUAUUGCUAUCCGAGCGGACCAAGGAAGGAAUGCAGACCUAAUGGUGUUGGGUCUUUACGAUGAGCAGGACGGACUGCUCCACAUGACGGAAUCGCAACCGCUACCCGAUGACCACGCCCGUCUUUCGGGCGUCCGCUUUCUUGUUCCUCUCAUUCUUCCUGCACAUGUUGAUGGAAAUAAUCGUGUCGUGAUCAAGCUGUGGAUCCGGAGUGGGGCCGCCUUUUUGCAAGGAACAAAGUCAGCGAGGAGCUACCUUAUCGGUUCGGUACAUUUGUCAGCGGCAAGGCUUCGAUCUAUUGGCACGUCAGGCGCCUUUCUUGAUUGUAAUGUCCAGUCUACAUUGGUUGCAGACGGUCAGUUGAAUAUUUGUGUUGUCCCGGACCUCAAGUUUUCACCCUUGGGCGGCCGCGGGUGGUCAUUGGCGGACCCUGAUGCAAAUACCGCCUACCAGAGCCACAGCAGCUUGUUUAAUUUGCCCCUCGACAUGUCUUACGGUUUCACUUUCCCGCCCCGUCCCCACGCAUGUUUGGUCGCUAGCGAACGCGCUGUUGAGUCGACUGUGGUUUUGCCCAUUGCGGCAGCCUUCGCGACAUUGGCGUCCCAAGCGGCACAAGUUUCCCUCCAUCACGCCGUGACGGUUCGCGAUCGCGUCUUUUACAUUCGUCACGACAGUGCCGUUGGGGAAUAUGCCGACGUAAAUGUUGGAAUCGGCGUGCUGCAGACGGAUCCGGAAAUGUUAGCCCACACAACACCGUUCGUGUCGGCGUCGUGGCAGCGGGCGGACUCUAUUUUUGAUGUGGAACUCUUGCAUCCGACCAAAGUGCCAACAGCUUCGUCGCAGCCCACCGAUUUUCGGCCCGCCAUCGCGUUUCGAUUUUUCCCCAAACCAAGUCGGACACGCAUUUUACCGGCUUUGCUGCACGCCAACGGUGGACGCUUACCAAACUGCGGCUUCAUGCUCGGAUCCUUGAGACUGCUGAUUGUCAUUCCCAAGCCCAGAUCCACGAAUGGUACAAUCCCCGAAAAUUCCUAUGGAGGACCUGCUUCGUCUUUGGCACCACCCGAUCAGGAAGUUUGGGAGUGCAUGAUUUCGCUUGAUUCACAUGUUUUGCAAGCCUCUGGUGGCAAUUCAGUCUCUCUGUAUCCGGUUCAUCAUGUUCCCUCACGUCGAGUCAUGGGAACGAUUUGCCUUUCUUUGUCACUUCAAAUGCAACAGGGUCCUACCGUUCCUACUGAAGCUAUCCCAGCGCGUGGUGGACUCGUUUCGUUGGUCGGCAUGGAUGCCAUGAUGGAUCAUGUGUCACCUUCGUUGGACUUUGAUCCGCAACCAACUAGCCUGGAGCCCGCUUUCCAGCGCCGAGAGCAACAACUCGCCACAAUGGGCGUUUUUGCAACACACGCGUACGUGGAUCAACACGUGAAGAAUACGCGAUCAACAGAUGUUUUGAUUAUCCAAGAAAGGGCCAAUCAAUAUCAGGCCGCCUUGACGAUGAAGCGCAGCGGCAAAAAGCCUCCCACCCACGAGGAUCGUUCACCUAAGCCAUUUAGGCCUUCAUCAAGUCGACCCGAGAUUUUGCUGAGUGGCAUUCCGUUCAAUUGUCAUACUGCCACGUUGGCACUGAACUUGACCGAUCCCGAGCAACCCCGUGAUAGCAACAUGACCGGAGCCCUGUUUUACGAUGUAACAUGUGGCGCGCCGGCGGACCAUGCUCGUGGAUUUGGUAACGUGUUUCCGUCCAAGAAGGAUACUACCACCUUCGUCAACACUGGUCUCACCUCGCCGAUUGGAAUAGUUACCGGUGGAUUGCGUCGGAUCGAGUCGCGCCGACAGGAACUCGCUAAGCUUGUGUACGAUUUGCAAACAACGUUAACCAUGAAUGUUCAAAAUUACUUUGGAAAGGAACGUCAACAAAAGAAUUUUGUGAAUCACGUGACCUCAUCGUGUUCGGAGCUGCAGGAUUUGAGGUGGCAAUUGUUCGAAGCAAUUCAAGCAUUGCAUCACGUUACUUGGCACUGUGCCGUACGUCGGGCCAGCGUAUUUCCGCAAGCCCUCGGUUUGGCGGUCACAUCCUACAUGGCCUCCUUAAGCGACUCCAACAAGUACCAGUCGACGUGGCCAGAUGCUUGGGCGCAACAUGGAUAUCUUGUAUCCUUCGAAGGUCUUCUCAGUGCCGCAGGAAAGGAGCUUGGUAUGAUUGAAGACGCUUCGGUUGGAAUAGGUAUGUUGAAUCGCGUCCAGAUCCAGAUCCAAUCCGACGACGGCUCUUCGAACAAAGACCGAACUCCAGUUCCACACUCGCCGUAUUUGAAAUGGUUGACAUUUUCAGCUAUAGGCGAUGGUGCAAGGACCGAAUAUGUGUUGAAACUUGGCGUUUUGCCUUCUUACUUCAACGAGCGCAUCCCGAAUUCGCUCAAAGGAGGGACGAUGGUUCGGCUCUAUCCACUUUUGUUCGAAGUCGGUGUUGAUAUUCGCCAGUGGGGAGCAAACACGGGUUCGAGCGUCAAAAGUCAAAUCAGUAGUCGUUCUACAAAUUCGACUUUUGCGCCAGAAGAAAUGACAAAGGAGCCUACCGGAGGCCUAUUGGACGAAGAAGACGAUGAUGUUGGUGUUUCCGACGACGAUGUGCUGGUGCAACUGAACUACGAAGCUUUUCAAAAGAUGAAUACGUAUGCCUUUUCCAUAUUUCCAGUUAGUGCCGAGCAAGGGGGACAACCACGCACCCACCCUCAACUGGAAACGUUAUACCAGCACAUUGUGAGCUCAGCCGGUAAGAUGAACCACGAUAUCUUGGAUGAAGCAGCGUCUUUGUCGAAGCAGUUAGGCGGGGGUGGUGUGGUCUUUUGCAAAUCGGGUAAGGAUCGUACGGCUAUGCAUAUCACAUACAAGCAAGCGCAGUUUGCGUGCCAAUUUCGUCAGCGACAUCCGCUUCCCGAUCAAAACGCUUCGCUCCCAGAUACAACGUUGGCGGACGCCAUGAUGAUGCGCGUUUACGGAACACGCUUGCCAAUUUGUGAAAAGAAUGUGGGCCAAUCCAAGUAUGCCUUUAACAGCUUGCAAGUGAAGUUUAUGCCGGAUGCCCUCAAGCCUCCCAUGAACACACUUGCUGGUUUUCUCAAGGGCGGCAAAGUCUUUGCUGGUGGUGGAAUUGAGAGCUAGAAUGAGUUUGUGCAUAAUCGGCUCAAAAAAUGUUUGAUGGACCAAAAUUGAAUACUGCUUCCCUUCUAGUCCUAAUACAGGCCCUUGUUUUGAACUUGACUGUACUUUUCACUCUUGUGUUGCGUUACAGUGGGAACAACGAAAGGGGAGCAGCUGAUCCAUACUGCCUUAGGAUUUUGAGGAUUGAAUGGUAUAUGGCAGUCUUCCAUGCAUUGGGUAACCAGGCUUGUCUUCCUCUGUUCUAGAGUCUAUUCUACUUUACGCAUCAAUUGAGGAGCUACUUCUCUAUUGAGGUGCACUUUCAACCAAAGUAAACACAACAAAGCUGUCAUAAUCAACGCUUGCCGUUAUUUUCAU